This is a messenger RNA of Herpailurus yagouaroundi (jaguarundi), 1268 nucleotides long. RefSeq names its product goosecoid homeobox 2 (gene GSC2). Gene Ontology annotation, cellular component: nucleus. The transcript has 3 exons. Lineage: Eukaryota; Metazoa; Chordata; Mammalia; Carnivora; Felidae. The record is from RefSeq and is a predicted model, not a curated record. Gene Ontology annotation, molecular function: DNA-binding transcription factor activity, RNA polymerase II-specific; RNA polymerase II cis-regulatory region sequence-specific DNA binding. Gene Ontology annotation, biological process: regulation of transcription by RNA polymerase II. The coding region runs from base 1 to 606 and encodes 201 amino acids.
AUGGCUGCGGCGGGGGGCGCGGUGAGCCGCAGGGGCCCCGGGCGGCCCUGCCCCUUCUCCAUCGAGCACAUCCUUUCCAACCUGCCCGAGCGGAGCCCCCCGGCACGGGCCGCCCGCACCCCGCAGCCCGCCGGCCACCAGAGCCCCGCGGAAUCCGGAGAGCCCGGGGCGCCCGAGGCCGCGCCUUGCGCCUGCUGCUGCUGCUGCGGACCCCGCGCCGCGCCCCGCGGGCCCCCGGAGCCGGCCUCCGGGCUGGGUGAGUGGGAGCAGGGCGCGGGCCCCGCGGCGCCCUUGCCCUUGGCUGCGCCCACGGGAGGCCCGGGGGCGCUGCCCGGCACGGGCGGUCCCGGCCCGCAGCGGCGCACGCGGCGCCACCGCACCAUUUUCAGCGAGGAGCAGCUGCAGGCGCUGGAGGCGCUCUUCAUGCAGAAUCAGUACCCCGACGUGGGCACGCGCGAGCGCCUGGCCGGCCGCAUCCGCCUGCGCGAGGAACGCGUGGAGGUCUGGUUCAAGAACCGCCGGGCCAAGUGGCGACAUCAGAAGCGCGCGUCAGCGACCUCGAGGCUCCUCCCCGGAACCAAGAAGCCCGCAAAGGAGAGCUGCUGAUGGCUCUGGGAGCUACUCCCGGGCUUGGCCGGGUCCUUUGGGGCCGGCUCAGGGAGGGGACAGAUCGACCCGAAAUGGUGCUGACAGAGGACACCUCUUCCCGCCUGCAGGCUUCCUGCAUCCUGCAGCUAGUGCUCAAGGCAGGAGCUUCUCUGCCAGACAGCAGAGAAGCUCCCGUGCCCACCCCCUGUGCCACCUGCCCCAGGAAAGGAGGGAACGCUGAGCAUCUCCAGGUGCUCUCCUUUCCAGCGACUAGGGUCGGGGAGAUUCCCCGGGAGCUGCAGCGGGGUGGGGGUGGGGGGUUGUUGGUUGCUGGGAGCAGGGCACAGAGCAGAUAAGCUUCCUCAACUCCCCACCAACUCCAGGACAGGAACCAUCCCCUUGUCAGGAGGGCCCAGAAUCCUCCUCUCCCUCCUGGGGUAUGCUGAUGUCCCGCCUCUUCUCAGCAUGGACAUAGGUCUCUUGACAUGGCCAAGGGGGUGAAGGGGGUGUUCUGUGCAUUCUGGGGUUGUCAGCUCGCAUGUCCUGCACUGGGCCUUCCUGUCCAGAGCUAUAGGAUAAGGACAUUGGAUGAGGUCAUCUCCAGAAGCCCCCUACCCUGCCCCUUAAUUCUGUGAGCCUUGCCUGGAUACUGGGAAAUAAACAAGCAACUACAAACGGCA